AUGUCUGACUACUUAAAAAAAUUUCUUGUAAUUCAGCCUGGAGACUGGCCUGCGCAGUUUUACAGUAGACAGAUUAUUUACGAAACGCUGCAAAAAUACUAUCGAUCCUCCCCCGAUACACUUCAUGGUACACCCAUUCCUACGGAUCAUGAAUAUACAACACCAUUUAAUUCUGGAUAUCGUCAGUGGGCAACCGCCGAAGAAAGUCCUGCACACAUCAAUAGUCAGCCUGCCAUCUUAUCUCUUAUUCCAUGUAUAGGUCCUCUUCACAUCUCUCUGAACGGCAGAGAAACAGUAUUUAAAGAUUUUGUGGGCUUCUUUGAAAAUAUUUACAAUAAUCUUUUUCCCAGAAGCAAGUUGCCAAAAACUCCCAGGCCAUGGCGCAUUAGUCUUAUUCUUGAAGUCGUUUAUGGAGGCUGGCUGUUUAUCAGGGAAGCUGUGAAAGAAAAAUUCAAAGUUUGUAAAGACAUAGAGUACAUGACAUUGCUAAACUUGUUAGACAAUUACAUACCACUUGUUCUGACAAUUUACAGCACAUCGUUCAAGCUAAACAACUUCUUUGAAUACUUCAAUGCAGUGAUACGAAUAUGGACGAUGUUCAUGUGUCUCGAGCGGCAUCAUUAUGACAAGGCUCCUCUUGUCUGGAUAGCGAUGUGUACUUACUGGGGGAUAAAUAACCCUGACCUAUAUCUCAUGCUUCGUUUGUUUUUAGUUAUUUUUGAUGAGUACCCUGUCGAAAAUGCCCAUAGCAUCAUUAGAUCAAAGACAAGUGACAGUGACACAAUUGAACAGAUGCAGCAGAAAGCAAAGGCUUCAUUUCAAUCAAAAGUAGCGCAGCAUUCAUUUAAAUCUUAUUUUUCCCCUCCUUCUAGCUUUACCUUCAGUGCUAACCAGCUGAAAUAUCUAAAAAUGAAGUGUGCAGCAUUAAUUUCUUCAAUAUUCAUAAAGAUAGCCCAGAAUCCGGGAAAAGGGGAAUUCAGAGGCAAGGGGAAAAGCCUGAGGGUGGUUUUGCCAAGAAUCUUUGGACCAGACCCUGUUAAAACCAAAAUACUUCCUCUAGGCUAUUGCUCUGAGAUUAAGCCUGAUCCCGACAAGAUAUGCGACAUGCCAGGUUGUACUGUAACAAAUGAUGCUGAGUGGGUUCUCCUUGAAGGAUGUUCUCACUCAUUUCACCUCACUUGCCUCUCAGAAAUCCAACACUGCCCACUGUGCCAAAAAUUUAUACAGCAAAAAGCAGAUAGCCUGGGAACCACAGCAAAGAAUGCAAUCCUCAACCCCAAAAACAGAAACACAGAGAAAAACAAAGGCAGUGAUUCAGUAACACCACAAGAUGAAUCUAACUUGCUUGACACAUCAAAGGAACCUACAUGUAAUGUACCUAACAGUGAAAUAAAGGAUUUGGAUGCCAAUAUUACUUACUUGAUCAAUCAAAUAUCUACCUUAUCACCUAUUGCCCCUCCAUCACAAAGGAAACACUCUAAACAACAGCAACCCACUACAGUUACUAAACCAGCCCACUGUAAGAAGUGCGGCCAUCUAGUCAAAGGGCAUAAAAGACCAAAAGGAAAUCAAGUUAAGUGUGAGCAGUGUCCUGGGGGUAUAUGCACAUCUACUGAUGCUGAUAGAUGCAAUUGUAACUGUGAGUGGCACAGUACAGACACAUCGCAACAACUUCACUCAAUCACUAACCAGCAAGUGUUACAAACACCCACUAAUCAACUAGCUCUUCACGUCACACUCCAUGGCAGUGUUAAAGAAUGGUUAUUACCACCUCAAAUUUGUCAGUCUAUGAUUUUUGGUGUUCCAAUAGGAAGUAAUGCAUGUACCAUCAUAGCAACAAUU
This is a messenger RNA of Porites lobata, 1842 nucleotides long. NCBI's taxonomy places the organism in Eukaryota, Metazoa, Cnidaria, Anthozoa, Scleractinia, Poritidae. The record is from the annotation of a GenBank genome assembly.